Messenger RNA from Debaryomyces hansenii CBS767, 489 nucleotides. It is a transcript of the gene GPX3, whose product is annotated as Gpx3p. NCBI's taxonomy places the organism in Eukaryota, Fungi, Ascomycota, Pichiomycetes, Serinales, Debaryomycetaceae. The transcript has a single exon. Bases 1 to 489 code for a protein of 162 amino acids. Gene Ontology annotation, biological process: response to oxidative stress. Gene Ontology annotation, molecular function: glutathione peroxidase activity. The record is from RefSeq and is a predicted model, not a curated record.
AUGGAUAAAACGAGUUUCUACGACUUCAAACCGUUAGAUGUAUACGGCGAGGUGUAUGAUUUCAGUCAAUUGAAGGGGAAGGUGGUGGUGAUUGUAAAUGUAGCGAGUCUUUGUGGAUUUACACUGCAGUACAAAGAUCUUGAAUAUUUGUAUAAAACGUAUAAGGAGAGGGGAUUUGUUGUGCUUGGAUUCCCAUGCAAUCAAUUUGGGAGUCAAGAACCGUAUACCGAACGAGAGAUUUUGCAGAUAUGCGAAAAGAAGUUUGGAGUUACGUUUCCUAUAAUGGACAAGAUUGAGGUUAACGGAGAGUGUGAAGAUCCGCUUUAUGGAUAUUUGAAGAACGAGCAACGGACGUCUCUCGGGUUCAAAGGGAUUAAGUGGAAUUUUGAGAAAUUUUUGAUUAGUAGAAGUGGUAGAGUAGUCAAACGUUACGACUCGACAGUAGCCCCGCUAAACUUCGAGAAAGCUAUUGUAGAGCUACUAGAGUAA